This is a messenger RNA of Chinchilla lanigera (long-tailed chinchilla), 1513 nucleotides long. RefSeq names its product keratin 17, type I (gene Krt17). NCBI's taxonomy places the organism in Eukaryota, Metazoa, Chordata, Mammalia, Rodentia, Chinchillidae. Gene Ontology annotation, molecular function: structural molecule activity. The record is from RefSeq and is a predicted model, not a curated record. The transcript has 8 exons. Gene Ontology annotation, cellular component: keratin filament. The coding region runs from base 60 to 1352 and encodes 430 amino acids.
CGCUGGGUCCCGGCAGCCGCAGCACCUUGGCGCCUCUCUCGCUCCUCGCCGCCGCCGCCAUGACCACCACUAUCCGCCAGUUCACCUCCUCCAGCUCCAUCAAGGGCUCCUCGGGCCUCGGGGGCGGCUCAUCCCGCACCUCCUGCCGGCUCUCGGGCAGCCUGGGUGGCGGCUCCUGCAGGCUGGGCUCGGCCAGCGGCCUUGGGGGCGGCAGCGGCUUCUCCAGCUGCUACAGCUUUGGCUCCGGCAGCGGCUAUGGCGGCAGCUUGGGGGGCGUCGACGGGCUGCUGGGCGGAGGUGAGAAGGCCACCAUGCAGAACCUCAACGACCGCCUGGCCUCCUACCUGGACAAGGUGCGCGCCCUGGAGCAGGCCAACGCCGAGCUGGAGGUGAAGAUCCGAGACUGGUACCAGAAGCAGGCUCCCGGGCCCGUCCGUGACUACAGCCCCUACUACAAGACCAUCGAGGACCUGAAGAACAAGAUCCUGGUGGCCAACGUGGAUAACGCCAACGUCCUGCUGCAGAUUGACAAUGCCCGGCUGGCUGCAGAUGACUUCCGCACCAAGUUCGAGACGGAGCAGACCCUGCGCAUGAGCGUGGAGUCCGACAUCAACGGGCUGCGCAGGGUGCUGGACGAGCUGACCCUGUCCAGGGCCGACCUGGAGAUGCAGAUCGAGAACCUGAACGAGGAGCUAGCCUUCCUGAAGAAGAACCACGAGGAGGAAAUGAACGCCCUGCGCGGCCAGGUGGGCGGCGAGAUCAACGUGGAGAUGGACGCGGCCCCCGGCGUGGACCUGAGCCGCAUCCUGAACGAGAUGCGCGACCAGUACGAGAAGAUGGCGGAGAAGAACCGCAAGGACGCGGAGGACUGGUUCUUCAGCAAGACCGAGGAGCUGAACCGCGAGGUGGCCACCAACAGCCAGCUGGUGCAGAGCGGCAAGAGCGAGAUCUCCGAGCUGCGGCGCUCCGUGCAGGCCUUGGAGAUCGAGCUGCAGUCCCAGCUCAGCAUGAAAGCGUCCCUGGAAGGCAGCCUGGCAGAAACAGAGAACCGCUACUGCGUGCAGCUGUCGCAGAUCCAGGGCCUGAUCGGCAGCGUGGAGGAGCAGCUGGCCCAGCUGCGCUGCGAGAUGGAGCAGCAGAGCCAGGAGUACAAGAUCCUGCUGGACGUGAAGACGCGGCUGGAGCAGGAGAUCGCCACCUACCGCCGCCUGCUGGAGGGCGAGGACGCCCACCUGACUCAGUACAAGCCCAAAGAACCUGUGACCACCCGCCAGGUGCGCACCAUCGUGGAGGAGGUGCAGGAUGGCAAGGUCAUCUCCUCCCGGGAGCAGGUGCACCAGACCACCCGCUGAGGCCCGGGCCCUCCCGGCCGGCCGCCCCGCGCCCCCGGAGGCAGGGACACGGCUGCCCCCUCUGCCCUGCAGCCUCCAGCUUCUCCAGCCCCUGCCCUCUGCAUCGGCCCCUUCCCCACGCCCCCUGCCUGGCACCAAUAAAGCUUGUUGACUCAGAUGCA